AUGCUUGCUACAGACCUGAAAGAAGCUCUUCACUAUGAAAGCCCUGCGCGCACGCCUGGGUUCCCCACCUCUAUUAGCCCGAUACAUUUUGUCUGCAUCGGAGGACACGGCCAGUCGGCGAUCGCUCUGAUCUUGUUGAAAUUGGGAUAUGUUGUACAAGGAAGCGAUAUCAGAGAAAGCGACAAUGUCGACCGACUACGGGCCGCAGGUGCAACAGUAUUUAUUGGCCAUGCUGAAGACCAGCUCGGCUCGGCAAAGCUCGUGGUAGCAUCCACCGCGGCCACGAAGAACAAAACGAAUGUCGAGGUGGAAGCUGCCCGGGACAGACGGAUCCCGGUCAUUCACAGAUCGGAAAUGUUGGCCGCAUUGAUGCGCCAUCACAAGUCCAUUGCCAUUGGCGGCAGCCAUGGCAAGAGCACUACGACUAGCAUGGUUGCAGGCAUGUUAGAGGCUGGCGGACUGACCCCGACCACUAUAUCCGGCGCAGUCAUCAUGCAGUAUGGCAGCAAUGCUCACAUGGGCUCUGGGCACUGGAUGGUUGUGGAAGCCGAUGAAAACGAUGCCACAAUGGUCCAGCUGCCGGCCCUGAUCUCGGUGGUGACGAAUAUUGACAGUGACCAUAUCACUUUUUACGGGACACAAGAGAAGACCCGAGCAGCAUUUGCUCAAUUUGUGCGGAAUGUGCCAUUCUAUGGACUCGCGGUUCUCUGCAUCGACGACCCAGGAGUCCGCAAGAUCCUGCCUGAAGUUCAAGAUCGCAACAUCAUCACCUAUGGAGUCUCAGAGGAUGCCGACGUUCGUGCAGAGCAUGUCAAAUUCAACCCGCAAGACACUACCUUCGUCCUGUCCGUCCGAGACCGACAAGACGGAACUCAUCGAGUUGUUGGACCUAUGGUCUUGAACGUUCUGGGAUUGCAUAACCUGCAAAACCAGUUAGCCACCACCGCCAUUGCACUUGAGCUCGGCAUUGAACUGCAAAGCAUCCGACAUGCGUUGGGAAGCUUUCAGGGAACCCAUCGCCGGUACAUCCACGUCGGUGAAGCAAAUGGCAUUCAAAUCAUCGACGAUUUCGGCACCCACCCUGCGGAAAUGAGAGCGACACAAAUGAUGGCAAAGCAAGCGGGUGCGCGCCGAGUCAUUGCUGUCUACCAGCCUACCGCAGUAGUGAAAAAUGUUGAGGCAUGGCUGGAGGAAUAUCCCGCGGCUCUCGAAGAGUCGGCACACAUCAUCAUCGGCCAGGCAGAUGGAGUUGAUCCAGUCCCAGCGGGCCAGGCCCGGGAGACGCUUGUUCGAUACCUGCACUCCCACGGGCGUGAGGACACGAUCUCAAUGCCAGACCCGUCUGCACUUCCGGAGCUGGUGUCUCGUUUGGGGCGGAAAGGGGAUUUCGUGGUGUGCAUGGGCUUCCGUAGCUCAACCCUCUGGGCACGAGCAUUGGCGGGUCAAUUGGAAGCGCUGGGCACUCCGGGGAUGGAUGGGUCCGGUAAUAGGGCAUGA
Molecule: messenger RNA, 1497 nt
Organism: Penicillium chermesinum
Lineage: Eukaryota; Fungi; Ascomycota; Eurotiomycetes; Eurotiales; Aspergillaceae
Product: UDP-N-acetylmuramate--L-alanine ligase
Exons: 1
Coding region: 1-1497 (498 amino acids)
Biological process (GO): biosynthetic process
Molecular function (GO): UDP-N-acetylmuramate-L-alanine ligase activity; ATP binding
Source: RefSeq, a predicted model, not a curated record